This is a messenger RNA of Branchiostoma belcheri (Belcher's lancelet), 1471 nucleotides long. RefSeq lists its product as uncharacterized. Bases 46 to 810 code for a protein of 254 amino acids. The record is from RefSeq and is a predicted model, not a curated record. The transcript is spliced from 4 exons. NCBI's taxonomy places the organism in Eukaryota, Metazoa, Chordata, Leptocardii, Amphioxiformes, Branchiostomatidae.
UCCAGACAGCGUUCCACUACCUGGACACAGCGACAGACGUGCAACAUGUGGCAAACACUACUCUCUGUGUUUACCUGCUGCCUGAAUGCGAAGGUGAAUAAAGUGUCACCAGGCGAGGAGAAGACUGGGGACGGACUGGCGGAACCACCAGUGAUUCCUAUAACCAGUCCACCGGUCCCCGUGAUGUCCCAGCCGCGGCCGGACAGGUCCUCAGCCGAUAUCCUUGCCGAGCUACGCGAUGAGGGUGUGUUACCCGGCCUGAAACGGCGUGACAAUGCCGUCGCCUUCCAGGUGCCAACCGAGAACCACGGUACUCCCCCGCGCCACCAGGUGAGGCUGAAGAAAAUGGAGAAGCGGAUGGAGGAACGGCGUGAGAAGGUGAAGAAAAUCUGCCCUGAGUCUCGUGGCGACCUGAAGAGGCAGCUGAAUGACGCGGAGGUUAGGAGACAGGACCUCUUGGUCAAGAAGACCGACAAGAUCUCAAAGAAGUCUGCAGAGAAAGCAGCUAGGAUCAAGGCCAGGAAGGAGGCGAGCAAGAAAAACGGCACCGCGUUUGUGAUCACCUCCACAAGCGACUCCGCUGUCAUCGCUACACGAGAAUCCCAGAAGACCAAACAGCUUGAGAAGCGCCUGGAGGCCAGACGAGCGCGACACGCAAAGAAGGCAACAGUGGACGCGCUGGAGACGCGCCAGAACCUCGCCGCUGAACGUCGCAAGGAUCACGUGGUGGCCACCAUCUCUAAGGCCAAGAAGCUCGCCCGUCCACACAAGUUCCCCGCCCAAGAGGAGGCAGCCUGUGCUGGCAACUAAGACGUCUAAGGUGUCCGACAAGAGAGGACGAAGGAACCCGAAAACAUUUCCUCUAGAAAAUGUUGAAAUCUUGCCAAUAUUUUGGUGUUGAUGACUCCUGUGAGUCAGUGCACCGCACAAAAUAACAGUUCUUCUUUUUUUGAAACUUUAAAAAAAAUUAGAAAAAAAAUUGACAGAGUUUACAGAGAAUACUUCUUCCAAAAAAUGUUGAAAUCUUGGCAAUAUCUUAGUGUUGGUGACUCUUGUGAGUCAGUGCACUGCACAAAAGAACAGUUGUUCUUUUUUUGAAACUUUAAAAAAUCAGAAAAAAACUUUGCAGAGUUUACAGAGAACUCUUCUUCCAAAAUAUGUUGAAAUCUUGCCAAUAUUUUGGUGUUGGUGACUCCUGUGAGUCAGUGCACCGCACAAAAUAACAGUUCUUGUUCUUUUUUUGAAACUUAAAAAAAAUCAGAAAAAAAUUUUCAGAGUUUACAGAAAACUCUUCUUCCAAAAUAUGUUGAAAUCUUACCAAUAUUUUGGUGUUGGUGACUCCUGUGAGUCAGUGAACUGUUUUUUUUACAGUGCCUGUUGGCAAUACUUACCACUUUCUUGACAGUGCCCUGUUGGCGUUACCUACCACCAGUUGUUGUAUAAUUGUUAAAUAAAGUUGAUUUUCCCUGUU